This is a messenger RNA of Nelumbo nucifera (sacred lotus), 2629 nucleotides long. RefSeq lists its product as uncharacterized. The record is from RefSeq and is a predicted model, not a curated record. NCBI's taxonomy places the organism in Eukaryota, Viridiplantae, Streptophyta, Magnoliopsida, Proteales, Nelumbonaceae.
UGUUGGGUUUCUUGUAUUCUCUAGUUAAAUCAUAAGAAAGGUUUCCAGCAGGGUGUGAUUCUGCAACCAAAUGCUUGCCAAUUCUCAGAAGAAAGAAACUUGCUACAAGCUUUGAAUGGGUUAAAAAUUCCCCAUCAUUUUCUAUGUUUUCUUUCCGUCCCUUACUCAUCCAUUCCUUCAUUCAACCUUAUCGCAGGUUUGCUUAACAACUAUUAAUUACCCUUUCUAGAUAAUAUCCCUAUUGAUGUAUUCCAUACCCAAUAGUCUUGCUUGAAAGUAAGGAGUUUUCUUAAUCUAGAGAAAUAAAGCCAAGGGUUGAUGCAAUGAGUGAUGUAGACAAAAGUUUCGUACAUAAUAGUUCUAAUACAGCAGCUUUGCUAAUUGCCUGAAAAUGUUUCAUUUGCUCAUCAUCGUCUUAACAACUUCUUCUCAGUGGUCACCUCGAUCGUUCAAAUCCGCCUUUUUCCCUGAAGUAAGGAUGGUGGACAAUCACUCUAACCGAGCAAUUUUCAGCGUACGUGUUUGACUAAGUGGUAUCUCCUAAAAUCUUCAUGCAACAGAUUAAUCACAACACCUUGAGCACUUGUGGGAGUGGUCGCGUCAAUACUCGAUACCAUCUUUCCGUGUAACUAGGGUCAGUACAUGGCAUUCUUCAUUAUCUUGACCUAACGGUCCAUCAAUGCUUGCGGAUAGCUUCAGUUCUCAUCUGCUGCACUACUAUUCAAGGUCCUAACUAGCUAGCUAUGCCUAUGCUCACAGGCUAAUUCCAGUCUACCAGCAUCCGUCAUCCGUGUAGUUUCUACCUUGCAGGGAACUGGGCUAAUUUACGUGGGUAUCCUUUUCACCAUAUUUCGUACGAAGAAUCUCUCCACUGUCCACUCUAUUCUUUUCGUUGAUGCAGGUCCUUAAAUAUGAAGCAAGUGCCUAAACACAACAUUCCAUGCAUCAUGGCUUCUUUCUGCAUUCCAGCUGAUAUAUGGUCGUGGAUCAAUAAUCUCCCACCCAUCACCCAGUGGAAAACCAAUUCCGUUUCCGUCUGUAUAUGUUCCUCAAGAUCAACCCUGCAGCCAUCUCUCAAUCUCUCCAUUACAAAAGACCUUCAUGACUCUUUUGUUUCCUUCUCUGUGAUUGCAGAUUUCAAUUUCCCCAUUUCUCUCUGGUCCUCCAAAUCAUUCAAACUCAACACCAAGGCUCCAGAGUCAAUAGAUGUGGGGAUCGUUUACAAUCUGUUCAUCAAUUUCAUUAAUGACUUCCUUGGUUACGGCCCCAGCAAGAACACCUCCUUUCUCAAUAUCCCCACCUUAGAAACCAUCAGCAAUUUCAAAGACAUCUUCGAUAUCACCUUCUUUUCUCUGGCAUUCCUCGUUUGCAUCUACGAAGCCCCCAAGGAUAUACGAUCAGGAUGUCUAGAUACUCUUAAGAAUCACUUAACCAGAUCCCAAUCGAGAGAAGCAUCAAAGCAACUCAUGAGGCUCCUGGGCUCCAACAUCGAAGAGCAGUGGAUGAGGUCAUUAAACCUUGCCAUCACUAAUUGGACCAUAGAGCUUCAGGAAUCCCAUCACGCCCUAACAACAACGUUACCCUUGUUUUCCUAUGCAAUUUCGACAGUUGGUCUGUGGAAAGCUCAAUUAUAUUGUCCGGUCGUUGCCAUGGAAACUGAAAAUUCAAGCAAUACUGCGGACAAAAGAGUGCUCUUCUCGCUCAAGUAUCACCAGUUGGAGUGUGUCAUCCAGUUUGGUUACAAGGUCAUAGUUCGUGAUGAGUGGGUCGACGUGAUGGUGAACGUUGAUAACAUAAGAUGCGAUGUGACCCGGCUGGUGUCUGAGACUCUCAUGGCAGAGAGAGGAGCUGGAGUAGCAGAAAAACAUUUCCCUUCACGUAUAUCUUUGCAGCUCACCCCGACUCUCCAAACCAACGUGUUGUCAGUAACGGUGAGCAAAUCCUCUGAUAAUCCGUCACGAGAGAUCGGCACAGAGAAGGCCCUUGAAGCUGGAUUUGAUCCCCCAAACCCUUACUUGGGAGUAAAAGUUUCAGCUUCGGAGACCGUGACCAUGAGCUUGAAACCAUGGAAAUUUGAGCAAUCCGUGGAUGGAAACGGUGCAAAUUUGAAUUGGUUCCUCCACGAUAGCAAAGACGGACGAGAAGUCUCUUCUAAAAAGCCUUCAAUGCUCAAAUUGGUCCAACCAAAAGCUUGGUUCAAGAACCGGUAUUGCAGCGCUCAUCGGCCCUUUACCAGGGAAGGAGGGGUUAUUUUUGCUGGAGAUGAAUAUGGAGAGAGUGUUUUGUGGAAGGUGGAUAGAAGCGCGAUAGGGACAACAAUGGAGUGGGAGAUUAAAGGGUGGAUUUGGUUAACAUACUGGCCUAAUAAAUAUAGGACAAUUUAUAACGAGACUAGGAGGCUGGAGUUCAGAGAAACCGUCCAUCUUCCCAUCAAUCUAAGUUAAAAAUAAAUGUUACAUAGCGAGCCCUCGUGAGCUGUGAUCUCUCAUCUCUGUGAUGGUCACUGACCAUAUAUUGUUUAAAUAAAGAUGGCACUGGCACUGUAAUAACUCCUUAAACAAACCUUUUUCUCCAGUUCUUGCAUGGAAACAAAAGCGCAGAACAUCAAAAUGCGAUGGGGAAAAAUUAA